Molecule: messenger RNA, 3565 nt
Organism: Drosophila obscura
Lineage: Eukaryota; Metazoa; Arthropoda; Insecta; Diptera; Drosophilidae
Gene: gfzf
Exons: 4
Coding region: 305-3463 (1052 amino acids)
Biological process (GO): glutathione metabolic process
Molecular function (GO): glutathione transferase activity
Source: RefSeq, a predicted model, not a curated record
CUGGCACCACGAACAAAAGCAUUUUUUCGCGUCACCAAAGUAAAAUGUGCGAUUAAACUGAAAAUCAAUGAAAAGUAAUACCACUAAUUAGUACGGACUAAAGUGCGGAACAACAAUUUAGAUGAUUGUGCAACAAUUUAAAAAACUGCGCGCCAUAAUUGUAUUGAUAAAAUACCACCAAAAAAUCCCGUGUUCGUCCGGGACAAAAAUCGCCUAAAUUACGGUACAACACUUUUUUUCGGGCAAAAAAACGCGGAAAAUCCGGUCAAACGAAUAACGCUACUGCCAUUCAAUAUUCAAAAAUAUGGACGAAGGAAGCGGCGACCAUGGAAUGGACCUGACCAAGGUCUCCGUGGUGCGCUCCGCCAAAGGCGUUGACAUGCUCUGUGUGGACGACUACCUGUACCAUUUCGAUCGCAUUGGCAAGAACAACACCUACCGGUGGCUCUGCAAUCGACGAAAAGAUAAAACGACUCCCUGUAAAUCUCGCAUAUGCACCGUUCUGGCCAAUGGCCUGGACAAGACGCGGCACGUUGUCGUGGAUGUUCCCGUCAAUCACAUCCAUCCCCGUUGCAGCGAUCAUGAGGUUAGCAAGGUGGCACAACGCAAGCGUAUCGCCAUUAUGAAGAAGAACGAUGCGUACAGUUCCACACAGCCGAAAAGAGCGCGACAGUAUGAACGGGCAUCGGGAACAUUGAAUCCACCCGAAUUUAUUUGCAAUGGAGCCAGCAGCAUUGACAUCACAUCUCUGGAAACGACUUUUCAAGUCGACUUUGAGGACAAGGACCGUGUGUACAUGCUGCGACGUCGCGAUGGCCGUGUUAUGGUCUGCAUCGAUGGACAUCUGUAUUAUUUGGGCGGAAAGUCAUACAAGGGCGAGAUUUAUCGUUGGACAUGCGUCCGUAAGCGGGACAUUGAGUGUACGGCCAAGAUAUGCACGGAGGCCACACUGGAUGGGGGACAUCGUCUGCAUAUGAUCGAGACGGACGCUCACAUACAUCCACAUUAUUCGGCCGAAAAGCUGAUGCAAAUGUUUGCCAAGCAUAAAAUCUUGUUGGUCGAAGACGAACAAACAAAUGACGUCCUUCAGGAGUGCCCCAAUAUAGAAUACUUUGACCCGGAUCAAUCAAUUGACAUAUCGCAGUGUGACGAUAUUGAAUCGCUAAUUAUAGAGGAUUGUGAGGAGAACUAUAAUGUGUACAUGGACGAUGACCAGAGUGCAGAGAUUUCUGGCGACCUGGCAGAGUCCCAGAACGAAGAGGAACAACCGGAGCCUCGCCUACGAUACAAGAGGACCAUCUGGCCUGUGGCACAUGAUGUCAUAGCAAACUAUAUUGAGACGCCCGGCUACAAUGCACUGACAGAAACCGAUUUGACCAAGUUCACGUUUCUGCCAUCGGCCAAGGGCCGCAAGGUGCUUUGCUUGAAUCGAUUCCUGUUUCACUUUGACUCGCAGAGUCGGUCCAACGGCCACAUGUUCUUCACGUGCAUCAUGCGACGCGACAAGCAGUACGCCUGUCACGUGCGCAUCACCUUGACGCCAGUUGGUCCGAUGGUGCUGCGCAUCAAUGGUGAGCACACCCACGGUCCAGAUUUCAAGGAAAUCCAGAAACGAAUCAACCAACAGGCCAAAAUAGAACGUGAUAAUCCGCCCGAGCGUCAGUUGACCAUAUCGGAGUUGAUAGAAUACGAUAGCGAGGAAGAUACUGGGCAACAUAGUGCCGAUGGCAGCUACGAGCAACUGGAGAACCACUUGCAGCAGGACCAGGACAAUCAAGAGCCGCAGGCAAGUGUUGUGAUGAAAAAGGUAAUCGGCAUCGAUGGCGCCAUCAAAAUGGAACCCGACACCACCAAGUCCAUGGUCGCGGAAUAUGUCGAAUUUGGUGCAGAUAAUAUAAGCACCAAGGUUGAAGAAACGACCAAUGAUGAAAUGGAUGAUGGCCAAACCGAAACACACACCGGACACAGGACAAACACAUCCACACCGUUGCCCAAGGGACCACCACAGCCAGAAAUCACGAAUAUACGUCGCCGUCGAGAUAUUCUGGAGCCUGCAAAAGAGCAACUCCAUCCGGAUAUGGAUCUAACGAAAAUCUGCACUUUACGCUCGGCCAAAGGCAGCGAACUGUUGUGCGUCGAUGGUUAUAUAUAUCAUGCCAAGAAUCGUGGCGUUAUAUCGCGUAAUUAUUGGGUCUGCAUCAAGAGUCGCGAUCCGGAGAUCAACUGCAAGAGUCGCAUAUCCACAGCCACCCAAAAGGAUGGCUCCAUACGUGUCCUGCGCGUCUACAACGUUCACACGCAUCCAUUCAGCGAGGAUGACAUCAAACGGCGCCUGUUCAACGAGAUCAACAAGCAAAAUAACAAGAAACUCAAAUUUCGGCCACUCCACUUCAUCGGCAAGUCGCUGGACGAGAUAAAGCAAGAGUAUGGCGAUCUGGCCAUCGAGCGUCUGAGUGUGUCCAACAUCAGUAAUGACAUUAUGGUCCAUACAAAGCCCAGAUUACCAUUACCAAGUCCUAGUAAGAAUGGCAGUGGCAGAGACUCUGUGACAUCUAUAACCAAAUCCGAGCCGCUGGAGGAAGGUGAGGAGGCCGAUGUUGUGAUCGAAGACGAAGAGGAGGAGCAGGAACAGCAUGAACAAGUCUCCGUAAUAGAUGAUCAGUACAUAGAAAUGGAGCAUGACAAUACGGAUGCCAUCAUUGAGGUUGUGGAAGAAGUUGCCGAUGAAAUGGAAAGCUAUGCUGCCAAUGAACCCGUAUACACGAUGAAACUGUAUGCCGUAUCCGAUGGACCGCCCUCGCUGGCCGUACGAAUGACUUUAAAAGCUUUGGAUAUAGAAUAUCAACUAAUUAACGUGGACUUUUGUGCCCUGGAGCAUCGCACCGAAGACUAUGCAAAGAUGAAUCCGCAAAAGGAAAUACCCGUACUGGACGAUGAUGGUUUCUAUCUAUCGGAGAGUAUUGCCAUUAUGCAAUAUCUGUGCGAUAAAUAUGCGGCAACAAGCUCGACGCUAUAUCCGCAGGAUGUGAACAACAGGGCAUUGGUCAAUCAGCGUCUGUGCUUCAACAUGGGAUUCUACUAUGCCCCCAUUUCAGCCCACAGCAUGGCACCCAUUUUCUUUGACUACGAGCGGACGCCCAUGUCCCUGAAGAAGGUGCAAAAUGCCCUGGAGGUGUUCGAAACAUAUUUGGAACGAUUGGGCUCCAAGUAUGCCGCUGGCGACGAUGUAACCAUAGCUGAUUUUGCUUUAAUCUCGGCCACCAUUUGCCUGGAGGCCAUUGAUUUUGAUUUGACGCCUUAUCCGUUGGUCAACAAGUGGUACAGUACUUUUAAGGAAGAAUACCCGCAGCUGUGGGAGAUUGCCAACAGUGGAAUGCAGGAGAUAAAUGCCUUUGAGCACAAUCCACCGGAUUUGUCUGAAAUGGAACAUCCAUUUCAUCCGACGCGCAAGUCCAAGGCUUGAGAAUUAUUAAUUAGGUUUAACGGAGUUUUUGUAAAAUUAUCUAUGAUUGUAAUUAUUGCUUUAACAUUUUCAAUAUAUAUGAAUAUACAUAUACUUUUUCCA